This is a messenger RNA of Melampsora larici-populina 98AG31, 3539 nucleotides long. RefSeq lists its product as uncharacterized. The coding region runs from base 86 to 3373 and encodes 1095 amino acids. Gene Ontology annotation, cellular component: membrane. The transcript is spliced from 10 exons. NCBI's taxonomy places the organism in Eukaryota, Fungi, Basidiomycota, Pucciniomycetes, Pucciniales, Melampsoraceae. Gene Ontology annotation, molecular function: ATP hydrolysis activity; ABC-type transporter activity; ATP binding. The record is from RefSeq and is a predicted model, not a curated record.
AGCUAUUUAAUCAGACAACCAGAGUCAAUCCAUCAAGACAUACCACAUCAAAACCCACUCACUUCAGCGAGGGGUUAAAAUUGUGAUGAACUAUUUCCAACUAGGUCUACUAUUUUGCGUUUUCACAGGAAGAACUUCAAUUGCAUUCACUUUCAAUCUCACCCAUCAAGAUCCAGCGCCUAUCUCUCUCAUCAGAGAUCCCUUCACCGUAGAUCUCGAUCGACCACACAAAAGACCCGACAAAUGUCCACCUUGUCCUGAAUGCUUCAACUGUCAAUUACCACGUUUUCCUUGUAAACAGUAUGGAACUUGUAACGAAUAUGAUGGACAAUGCAAAUGUCCACCUGGGUUUGGUGGUCAGGAUUGCGGUCAACCUUUAUGCGGCAGUCUUGCAGAUGGAGAGAAACGGCACCCGCGUCCAGAGAAUUCAACGAGCUGUGAAUGUAAAUCAGGUUGGACCGGCAUCAAUUGCAAUGUAUGUGAAACCAAUCAGGCUUGUUCGGCUUUGAUCCCACCCAUCGAUUCCAAGACUGGCCGCCUCACCUAUCCUCGUACAUUGGACUCGGGAAUGACAGCUGAAGAUCCCGAGGAUGGAAAUGAUACGGAUUCUUCGGGUGCAGUUUGCUAUAAAGGCGGCUUUGCAGUUGUGAAUAAUCAUCAGAUGUGCAAUGUGACAAAUCGCAAGAUCCUCGACAUGUUACCGGAUCGCCCUCCUCAGGUGUCCUUCACCUGUGAUAUCAAGAGCGCCGCUUGCCAAUUUCAAUUUUGGAUUGGUGGGAUCGAAUCAUUCUAUUGUGCAUUUGAUCAGUGCAGUCAAUCUAUUCACGUCGGGUACGAAGGUCAACCGAAUGUAACAACCAACGAGUGCUCUAAAAUGAAAUGCCAGUGUGUGCCUGGUAGGAUGCUUUGCGGGGAAUCUGGAAGUGUCGACAUUGGCGACUUCCUUCGCGAGGAAAUCAAAGGGCCUGGUAAAUUCUCGUGCUCUUCAGAUGGUCAAGGGUGUAGGUUCGAGGAACCCGCGAUGAACUCACUGAUCACAGAUGUAUUUGGAGACACCUAUAUCACUUUGAAUUGUCAAUCCGGGGAAUGUAUGCAUUAUACUAUGGUGCCGGGUUUCAAGAUUCCUGAACGACCUGCCAAUAAUCAGCUUGUUGCUCUCAGUAUUGCUUUGACCAUCUUAUUCGUCAUUUUGGCUUCGGCUUUGUUUUGGUAUUGCGGCCGAAAUCGAUCACACAAGUAUCCCGAUUAUCGUGGACGGAUCUCUUUACCAACCGAUGAAAAUGACCUUUUUAACUCAAAUGAUGCACCAACUCACCUCACCUUCUCGAACAUCUCGUAUUCAGUCUCUGGGGGUAAACCAGUGUUGCGACAAGUGUUCGGAAAAGCAAAAUCCGGAGAGUUGAUGGCAAUCAUGGGAGCUUCUGGCGCUGGAAAAAGUUCACUAUUAGACAUACUCGCCAAAAAGCCCAAGAGUGGUACCGUAGAAGGUGACAUCUUCAUCAACGACCGGCGGAUCCCUAAUGAAGCAUUCAAGAAUAUCAUUGGUUAUGUAGAUCAAGAAGAUACACUGAUGAGCACAUUGACGGUCUAUGAGACGGUUUUAUGUUCAGCCAUGUUGAGACUACCGCAACAAAUGAGUUCACAAGCUAAGAAGAUCAGGACUCUUGAAACGUUGGAUGAACUAGGAAUCCUGCAUAUUAAAGAUGCAUUCAUCGGUAAGAGUGGACAUCGAUCGAUCUCUGGCGGGGAGAAAAGAAGAGUGUCGAUCGCAUGCGAAUUAGUCACGAGUCCUAAAAUACUCUUUCUCGAUGAACCGACUAGUGGCCUAGAUUCUUUCAACGCUUACAACGUUGUCGAAUCACUCGCUAAGCUAGCCCGCGAUCAUCAACGGACCGUCGUCUUUACAAUUCAUCAACCUCAGAGUAACAUCAUCGCACUUUUUGAUCAACUCGUCCUCUUAGGAAGAGGCGGUCGACUGGUUUAUUCUGGUGCCUUCAAAGAAUGCCAUGAGUAUUUUAAGGCGAUUGGACAUCCUUGUCCAGUCGGAUAUAACCUCGCAGACUUUCUGAUUGACUUGACCAUGAAGCAGCGUCCCUCGACCAUCACUGAGAGCGAACCAGGCGUCCAAUCAGGUUCUUCAGGUCACAAUUCUCUCUUCGAUUCCGCCGACUUACCUAGAGUGAAGGCGGUCAAACUGAAUCAUAAAUCAGUGCGUGGUGAAUCACCGGAUGAGACUGAAUUAACGACACGAAAGAUGUAUCAUGAGCCAACAGGUUCAUUACGCGUACCCAAAUCAGCUGACCGACUUCGACCAUCGAGUAAAAUUCUACAAUCCCUCUCGUCCCUCUAUUCACCCGCAAGUACUCAUAGAGAGUCGGAGGAGGAUGAGGAUGACACUAAACUGCUGGUCGAAUUGGAGGGAGCAUUCUCAGAUUCAAAAUUGACUAAACAAUUUAGGACAGAAUUGGAUCAAGCGACUGGGGCGAUGGAUGUUAAUGAAAGCUGGUUGAAUGGAAAUGGAAUAACACCUAAAGCAAGUCUUUGGCAACAGUUUAGGAUUUUGAGCGGAAGGGCUUUCAAGAACUUGUAUCGGAACCCGAUGUUGAUGUUAUCACAUUACUUAUUAGCUAUCGUACUUGCAGUGAUCUGUGCAGCCUUGUUUCACGACGUCACAAUGGAUAUUGGAGGAUUUCAAGGCCGAAUGGGGCUAUUCUUCUUUAUUUUAGCCCUCUUCGGUUUCUCAUCACUCACUACUAUCACUAUCUUCUCCGAAGAACGAUUGAUCUUCAUGCGUGAAAGAUCUAAUGGAUAUUAUUCACCUGUCACAUACUUUAUUUCAAAAGUGAUUUUUGAUCUGAUCCCACUUAGGAUCGUACCGCCCUUUAUCUUAGGUUCAAUAAUUUAUUAUCCAGUAGGAUUAGUUGCUAGUCUUGAACAAUUUUGGAAGUUUUUAUUAGUUUUGAUUGCAUUCAAUCUUGUGGCUGCUAGUUUGGUGAUGUUGAUUAGCUUGAUGGUAGCAGAUGUGGGAGUAGCUAAUCUAUUGGGUAGUUUGAUGAUGCUCUUCAAUCUUUUGUUCGCGGGACUCUUGGUCAACAGAGAGAAAUUACCAACGGGAACUGCUUGGAUUCAAGACUUAUCCUUCUUUCAUGCUGCCUUUGAGGCAUUGUUGGUAAACGAAGUUAGGUAUUUGACUUUGAAGGAUCAUAGAUAUGGAGUUGAUAUUGAAGUACCAUCCGCUAGUAUCUUGUCAUUGUUUGGAUUUCGAAUCACAGCUUUUUGGUGGCCAGAUAUGGCGAUCUUAGUGGGAAUGUUUUUGAUUGCCAUGGCAGUCUCAUGUUUGGUAUUGGUAGUAUGGGUAAAAGAACGUAGGUAGUUGAAAAGUUGAAGAAGGUGGAAAAGGACAAAAGAAGCAGGCGCGGAAUGAAGCUCGCAAUGUUGUAGUAGUAUAUAGCAUCAUUUGUUCUUGUUUGUAUUUUUAAUCAGUUACGUGUGGGUGGGUUUUUUUAAACUAUCUUAAGUAAUUAUUAUUUGGUUAUUGG